AUGCAUAUCCUGGUCACUAACGACGACGGUCCACCGUCAAACCAGUCGUCGCCGUACGUGCAUUCCCUCGUCCAUUGGCUUCAGUCUGCUGGCCACACAGUUUCCGUCGUUCUCCCACAUCAACAACGAUCAUGGAUCGGUAAAGCACACUUGGUCGGUGCAUCCGUGAAACCAACCUACUUCCGGCCGGGUACUCUGCACCAGGAAGAUGGAACAGUGCAUCACCUACCGCGGGGUAGCACUGACGAGCCUGAUGAUGGCGGUGACGAAUGGAUCCUGAUUGACUCAACCCCAGCCAGUUGCGUCCAAAUCGGUCUCUUCCACUACUUCCAGGAGCGUGGUCCGAUUGAUGUGGUUGUUUCAGGUCCCAACUAUGGCCGUAAUACCACGGCCUUGUUCGCCAUGUCGAGUGGAACUAUUGGUGGCGCCAUGGAGGGUGCUGCCUGUGGCAAACCCUCCAUCGCUUUGUCAUAUGCCUUCAGCUCUAGAACCCAUGACCCUGUGGUUAUUGCGGAGGCGUCGAAGCACUCAGUCAAAUUGAUUGAGUAUCUUUGCGCCAACUGGGUGGACGGUGUGGACCUCUACAGUGUCAACGUUCCUCUGGAGCCUGGUGUUAGCCAGAACAAGAUUCUAUAUACCGAUAUGCUAAUCAAUAAGUGGAAAGCGGGAAGUUGCUUCGAGGUUGCCGACCCUGCUGAGGGUGGUGAACCCGAAUUAGAGGAGCAACGAUUACGUGUUAAGAGCGAGCUGGAGGGACAGAAGCCUGAUGCUAAUGCCACAAGUGGUGAUAAGUCUCGUCCUUCGAGAUUCCAACACAAACACUUCAAGUGGGCACCGAACUUGCAGGACGUCUUUCGAAGUGUCGAGGAGAGUGCUCCUGGUAAUGACGGCUGGGCCGUCAAGGAGCAAAUGACCAGUGUUACACCUUUGAAAGCUAGUUUCAUGCACGCGCCCGGCAUCACGGGCGAGAUUAAGCUAUCAGAUAAUGCGCCCACGGUUAGCCAGCCCACAGUGUACUCUAUUGUCGACUGUGACGUUCCAUAUGUGGGAGAACUUGUGGAGAAAGCAUUGGCCAGUCGCUUGGGAGAUUCUGCUCACUUGAAACGGAUCUCAUCUAUCUCUGAGCUACCAGAGUCUUCCGCACCGGUUUUUCAAUACCGCGAAUACGAACGUCUCGAUUUCGAACACAUUUUUUCACGACCGUCAACCUCUCUUGGAAACGCCUAUGUCAUCCGAAAGGCCCUCAUUCGCAAACACUACCUCUCCAACACCGUGGCCAACUGGAUCUCCAAGCAUCCAGAUAGCGUCUUGCGGAAGCACUUCAAACCCGCGUUCGAUUUUGAAUUGGACUACGCUGAGUUCCUUGACGAAGCCCUCCUGGAAGCUUACGAGCUUCGUGAGAGCCUCGACAAGAAUGAAGAGCGCCCCGAAUCCGAAAAGGAAUGGUGGAUCCUCAAGCCCGGCAUGAGUGACCGCGGUCAGGGAAUCCGCCUCUUCAACAGCGAAGCCCAGCUCCAAGAGAUUUUCGAGGAAUGGGAAGAGGAUUCAGACGAGGAGGAGAGUGGAUCUGAGAAAGAAGAUGCCGAAGAUGCUCCACACGAUACAGGCGUUGUCACCUCCCAACUCCGCCACUUCAUCGCUCAACCCUACAUCGACCCACCACUUCUCCUGCCCUCCUCUUCAAACCGAAAAUUCCACAUCCGCACCUACGUCCUCGCCACGGGCUCACUGAAGGUAUAUGUCUUCAAAGAAAUGCUCGCUCUAUUUGCCGCGAAGUCUUACUUCCCGCCCCACGAAGAGGAAGACGAAGUCAAAGACCUCGCCCGCCACCUCACAAAUACCUGUUUCCAAGAAGGCGGCAGCUCAAACGAGGGUAGUGUUCGUCGCUUCUGGGAUCUUGACCACCAUGUCCCUGGUCUCAGCGCAGACUGGAAGGAACAGAUCUUCUCCCAAAUUUGUGAUAUCACGAGCGAGACAUUCGAAGCUGCAGCUCGGGGUAUGAUGGUUCAUUUCCAGACACUGCCUAACGCAUUUGAGUUGUUUGGCGUAGAUUUCUUGGUUGAUAGCACUGGAUGUGCGUGGUUGUUGGAGUUGAACGCAUACCCGGACUUUGCACAGACGGGUGAGGAUCUUAAGGAGGUUGUUGUUGGACGGCUGUUUGAGGAGAUGAUUGAUGUUGCGGUGAAGCCAUUCUUUGGAUUGGGAGAGAAUGAUGGAAAGGGGGAUAUGAAGUUGGUGGCGGAUCUGGAUCUUGGUAGGCGUGCAUAG
Messenger RNA from Penicillium odoratum, 2268 nucleotides. RefSeq lists its product as uncharacterized. The coding region runs from base 1 to 2268 and encodes 755 amino acids. Lineage: Eukaryota; Fungi; Ascomycota; Eurotiomycetes; Eurotiales; Aspergillaceae. Gene Ontology annotation, biological process: protein modification process. Gene Ontology annotation, cellular component: P-body. The transcript has 4 exons. Gene Ontology annotation, molecular function: hydrolase activity. The record is from RefSeq and is a predicted model, not a curated record.